UAACUGCCAUCUAUCGACUCAAUGAAAUUUAAUUGGUGAUGUAAACAACAUGGCGGACUCUGCAAUUCAUGGAUCAUUUGGAACUGAAACAUUCACAUCUGUUCCUCUUGAUGCUGAAGCUGCUGUGGGUGCAGAUAAGAAGAAAAAGAAGCCUAAGAGGAUUCUUCACUUCAGUGAUGGCAUCUUAGAAGAGUAUUCAUCAUCUUCUGAGGAUGAGGAUGCCAAGAAAGAUGUGGGCCCACUAGUGGACCCUAAAACUCUCAAAUGGGCUCCAUGGUGCUUUUAUUAUGCUUCAACUGCUGCUCGAAAAGCAUUAGGAGUUGCUGACGUUUGUGGAGAAAAACUUGCUUGGUUCUUUGGCAUUACAACUCCCAAAUACAGAUAUGAAAUUGAGGAGUACAAGAGAGCUCAGAAAGAGUUGGAAGAAGAUAUGGAACAAGAACGCAGGCAAGAAGAGAAAGCCCAAGGGUUGUCCACUAUUGAUGUGCAGGUAGUGGACAGCUGUAAAACAUCCACCACCACUAUCGCAAGCAACAACAACAGCAUGACGGAGCCACCUGAGCUUUUGGAAAAAUACUAGAAGCAUUAUGGGAGUUUUGCUUUUUGCUGACCAUUCCAAUGUUUACGAGCGCUCAGUUCUGAUGUACAUGGUGGGGAUUUCUGUGAUAAAGUCUUGAGGAUUGAGAUACAUACUUGGGUCUUUUUUUCCCUUGUUUCUCUGUAUAGAGAUGGACUGGAAGACUAUGAUCAUGCCUUACUUUUGCCUUCUCUUAAAUUUUAAGAAUCUUUUCCCCUACAUUUGAUUGAAUGAAAUGUAAUUAUUUUAUGUAUUUCCAUUUUUUUACCUGGAAUUUUAUGCAUUUGGACUGAAAGCCUGUGGAAGUCAGUCUUACUGAAGGGUGGGGGAAGCUACAGCAUGUUAUUGUCCGUAUUCUCAUGAUUUGUCCCUUUACUUCUGGCCUAGCAGUCAUAAGUUCAUUUCCAAGCCAUGUGUAGUAAAAGAUUGUUUCUAAGAGAAAAGGACGUUGCUCGAAGUGACCUUGCUCCGCACAGGUGAAAAAAAAAGAUCCCAAAGAAACUUGCAGAAUGCUAGUGCUAGCACCACCUCUAGCUUAAUUUUUUUUAUUUUACUGUAUAUAAUCGAUAAUAAAUUCUUAUCUGUCAGCCCGCUAAGCUUCUAGGGAACAGCUUUCUCUUCAGAUAUGAAAGCUUAGAUAGAAGGUUGGGGAAUUGCAGAAAGUAAAGUGCCUUAUGAGAAAUCUACACAACUCUUGUUAUUCGCUUUGUAGUGUUCAAUGCUGCUCCCUCAUAAGUCUGUUUGCACUUCAACAGUCAGUAUAUAUUUCACGACUCCAUUUGUUGUCGCUUCUUAAGGAAAAUAACUACAUUUAAUUUAUAAAUCAAGGAAGGAAGGAAGUAAGUUGUUGAUUAUUUUCAUGAGGAAAAUUGAUUUUUCUAAUUGAAGCUCAUAUAUUACUUUAUCAUUUUAAAAAUAUAGUAAUCUGGGGGAGAUACUUUAGGGUCUGUUUUCACGUUUGAUUAUAAAGUUAUAUUAUCUCCUAUUUCUUAUAUUUUAUCUGUGGGAGUUUUGCUGGGGAAUUGUAAAAAGAGCGAACGUUUCCACAUGAUUAUUAUUAUUGCUCAAUGGAUGGAUUAUGGAGAUAUGCAAAAGUAUGUUUUAUGACAGUGCGUUUGCUAACUUUAUCUGCAUUUUUGAGAAUUUAGCUGAGACUAUCAUGUUUUAAAUGGGGCCUACAUUUGAUGAAUAUAUGUUUUAUGUAUGUGUUAUAAAAUCAUUUGCUGCACAUUGUUUCUUUUCUGGUUUUAGAAUGUAGAUGUAGUUGAUAGUCACUCUAUAACUGGAUUAAGAUUUCAGUUGAUGUGUAUUGAAUUUUGAAGAGUUACUGUUAUGGCUCAAAAUACUCAAAAUGCUAUAAACAAUAUUUGGUUAGGGAUGAGACUGCAUGUUUUGAAAAUCGGCUUCUGAAGGAACCCUGCUUCAUUUGCUGGGUAACUUUAAAAACCAGACAUUUGUUGAAAGAGCAUCACAUUUUUGUUAAUGUAACGCUUUACUACGAUUUGAUAGAUUAUCGUGGGAAAAGGAGCAUUACUAGGGAAUUAUAAUGCUAAAAACCAAAGCUAUAGUUUUUUUUAUUCAGUGUCAAAUUGACAAUUGUUUGUUUUUUUAGUCCUCUGUAGAGAAAAAAAACCCUGUGGUUCGUAUGAAAGCCUUAUUAUAUUUCUGUAUAUUGCCAGUGCUGUGCCUACUUUGCACCACUUUUUCUUUUCUAAUACAAAUAAAGGUUGGAUACAUUUCCAUUGACAUUGUAUCUGAUCUCAUUUGUGAUCUUGAGGUUUAGUUUUACUGGGUGAAGAAUAGAUUUUCCCACUGAAACCAUAAGCCCCAGCUCCGCGGCUUUACAUGCUAUUUGUGAUGUUUUGAAAUUAAAUAGUAUAGUAAUUAUCAAGAAAAAACAAAGAAACUUUGUGAAAGUUUUCAUGACAUUACUUUAAAUGCAUCACAAAGUUUGAAUUCAAUACCUGAAACAGUUUUUGAUAAUUAGAAAUAAAGAAGAAGGGUUUAAAGUGAAGAGAAAAUGUUAUGCUUAACCGAUAAAAAAGAAUUACAUGUAUCAGGGAAAAAAAUGUAGCAAUUGAAGCAGCAAAAGAUGAGACUUUGCAUUCCAAAGACAGGACAUUGGGAAUGUUUUUGGCGUCAUUUUAGUCUCAUAUCACAAGUUCCAAGUCUGAAUGAGCUGUUGUAAUCUUUUCCAAAAGACCAAGCGUUGUGAAUCAUGUAUACUCUUUAUUGAUGUGCUCAUGCUGUUAUGCGUCAUGUUUGCAUCCCUUUAGCAUUGAGUUGCAUUGACUUUUUAUUGAACAAAUUUUUGUUACUGUAGUGUGCAUUUUUGUUCUGGUACCAGUAUUUAUUUGCAAGACUGGCCAUGUUGUAAAACUGUCUGAUUAUAGAAUCCCAUAGGCAACAUUCUAUUUUGAGCUGUUCUCAAAAGAAGCCUCUUCAAAAACACCAUGAAAACGUCCCUGGAGGACUUUAACAUAAUUCCUUCGACAUGGGAGACAGACCCACUGUGAGCAGUCACAGAGAGCAGCAAGUCAUACAAGGCUUCACAAAUAAGAAAUGCUGAAGCCAAGAAAGAAGUCGAGGAAAUUAUGCUUUUAAAUGCUUAAAUUCUCAAAGUGUGGCAAACUUUUCUCAACCAGAAUUGGUCUCAUUGGCCUUAGCAUAAGCCACAAGUCAUCUUACUUAAACUUUUGUUUCAUUUAUUUCUCUCAAGAAAUCUUCUCCUCUGCAGAGAUGCAUUGGUCAUGGCCAGACAUUGACGGACAAACUAUCAUUAUUUAUUUGUUGUAAUGAUUUGACGUGUUAUUAAAUGAUUACUUAUCACAUUUUUAUUUUGCUUUGGAUUCCCGUAAGUUGGUUUUUACUGUACUGCUUUACAUGUCAACCUUGCUGGUUGAGGUUAUGCAUACUUUUAAGCUAGUCGUUAAUUUCACCAGAGCUGGGAAUUCAAUCUGUAAAUAAUUUGCUUUAAUUUAUUAUUCCAGUCUUUUGCGAAUAGAUUUGUUUGUGCGUGUGCAUUUUAUACUUAGAUCAACUACUAAUGUCUGCCAUGAAUCUUGCCGGUAAAUUUUGGAAGGAUAAUCAGUGGAAAUUAAGAAAUAAUUUAAAUAAUGAAAUAAAUGUGGGUGGUUUUACACCCCAAUUGACACAAUGUAGAAAAUUGAGGAGAUGGCCUUCGACUAUGCCUAAAUGGGCCAAUGUGGGCUGAAAGAGAGAUCUAUAUGUCUCAGCAGGAAGACAGUGAUACUCGAUAGGAAUUCUCCCUACUCGGGAAUCAAACUUGGGUGUGCUUGCGAUGGAGAUGCACAUUAUAACUGCCUCAUCAUGAACACUGGUAGUCACACUUGGUUUGUUGAACUGCUUUGAAUUCGGUUCUCAGUGUAGUUUCAAUGUUUCAGAAAGCGUUUGUGUACCCUGCCCCAGAUAUGUCAUGUUAACUCUGGAAUUUUAUGUCACGCCACAAGAUGUGUGACAUCAUGACUUCUUGGAGGAGUUGACCUUUACCAGUUCUAUCGAGUACCAGUAUUUUGAACUUUUAAACAAAGUUUGUCUUCUUAUGUUGUUUACACAUAGUUAUGUGCAUUUGGGUAAUAUUUAUUGGAAAAGAAAGGGUAUAAAGUCAUAAAGAGACAGGGAUAGAAUUUUAUGGGACUUGGGCAUAAAGAGAAAUUAGGGUGGGGGGUUUCGAGGUCUGUAUUUGUUAUCUGGUUAGUGUAAGGGACGCCCUCAAGGGAGAUUACAAAUUCCAAGUCAGAAGAGCCCUUUGGUGUGUGCGUAUGGUUUCAACGUUUUUUAGAUUACACUUCUUAUCAGAAAUUUUACGUUGGUUUGCAAUCAAGACAUAUUGGUUUGCCUUUUUUUUUCAAACUGUUUUCAAACCAUGUUUACAUCAUUCUGACUCAUUGUGUGUUUUUACUUUCCCUAUAAUGGUUACCAUUGUUUGUGUUUGUCGACAUUGUAUUUUUUGUGCACAAAAGCCUUAUACUCGUAUAAUGUUUUUCUCAGAAAAUUUCUGAUGUCUGUUUGCUUUGCUGUUGUUGCUGACUCAUUAAAGCUUUCAUUAUCAUUAAGUUA
Molecule: messenger RNA, 4657 nt
Organism: Aplysia californica (California sea hare)
Lineage: Eukaryota; Metazoa; Mollusca; Gastropoda; Aplysiida; Aplysiidae
Product: protein FAM177A1
Exons: 5
Coding region: 50-580 (176 amino acids)
Source: RefSeq, a predicted model, not a curated record